AUGACGCCUCCUCUACAAGCACAGUGCAUAGACACCUCCUCCCCUCAGCUGGUCAUUCAGCGAUCACUAGGACAAUUUCUUCGUUCUGGCAGUGAGUGUGUAUGUGUCUGUACGUGUGCUCCUGUCAUGGCUGAGGGUGCCACUGAUGCAACGCCCUGCGGGUACCCGCGCACAUUUUCGGCUGAACUUAUACGUCAUUGCGAAGAUGGCUGUAUUCCACCCGAGGUGUUCGUUGACGCGCGCGUGUUGCUCGACGACGAACACCGGCGCCGCUAUGUCCGCAUUAAUCCAAGGUGCGAGGAGCGGGUACUGGACGUUGGGGCGGAAGUUGUUAUGCGACCGGAAACGGCGUUGCAGUCAGCGCUGAUGGACACAAGUACGUGGCUGUUUCCUGAAGAGGGGAAGGUGGCCGACACGCUGGAGGCCGCUGUGCGUGCAGGCACCACAACGACACCGUCGAAGGCUGCAGAUGGCGCUGGCAUCUCCCAAUGGGGAAUCCAUUGCACUUGCGGCACUGUUCCGCGCGCCAUUGUAUUACGUCUUGGGCUCGCUGGACUUACAGGCCUGCCCUUGGCGUCCGUCGAGCCAGUGGCGUGGCUGCCUUGCGGUGUGUUUGCCCUCCCGUGGUCCUACGCCAUGGGCGAUAGCCCUCUUUUUCACGACGGAACGCUCAUCGCGAUGGAUGCGGCGUCGAUAGCCGCGGUGGUGGCUCUGCAUCCGCGCAAGGGGGAUCGUGUUCUGGACUUGUGCUGCGCUCCUGGCAUGAAGCUGGGACUUUUGGCGGAUGCAGUGACAAGGGGCCACACAGGCGGCGCCUGCUCGCCGCUCUCCGCGGUGUCACCGCCGCUAAUAGACGGCAUCGCUGUCGGUGUGGAUGUGAAUCUCUCUCGUCUUUAUAUGGCUCGAUCCACACUGAAAAAGCAGCAGCAGCAGCCGAAGCACCAGGGGCACAGCACUACUGGCACUCAGCCAUCGCUUCCUGUGUGCUUGUUUGCCGGAGAUGGGUGUCGCUUCUCCUUGGGAAGCGCAGCGGCAGCGCUCAAUCUCACUGGAUCAGUCGUGAAUGUUGGCACGGGGCUGACAACAGAGGAAAAGCGGCGACUUCAGCGCCAGCACGACACAACAGCGAUAACAGCAAGAUGGAAUCGAAGGCGUUCAACCUUGAAAGAAGCCCUGUCUGCGGGGCCUCACGAGGCAGAGUCGAGUCCACCGCCGUAUGUCGUCUAUGCACCUAGCUACGCUCGCACCCUCCUGGCGACAUGGUUGCAGGAAAAGGCUUGCGGCUUGCAAACGACAGACUCAACCGCGCCACUGCCGCAGCCGCAGCCGUUGCUGUUUGACCGCGUUCUUGUGGAUGCAGAAUGCUCACAUGAUGGCUCUGUCGCCCACAUGCAGCUCGACGAGCAGCACGAGAGCACCACUGAUGCGGUCAACGACUCUGCGUCUGGUAAACACGUGGCGUGGUCGGCUGCAUCAACUAUCCAGAAAGGCCGAGGCGUUGACAACGAGUAUCGCAUGCAUCACAUGAACCUUGGCGUCUCAAGCGAUGGAGUGGAGUCAAACAGAGAAAAGGCGCCACUCGUAUCCUCACAGCCUCUUUCAAGCUUCCAUGCUGGCAGCAGCGAGCAGAGCACGGCAGAAGCUCCCCCCUCUUCAUCUGCCUCUCUCUUCGCUCUUCAGUCGGGGCUUCUAGACAAUGGCUAUCGACAACUUCGACCAGGUGGAACGCUCUUGUACGCCACUUGCUCCUACUCGUACCUACAGAACGAAUAUGUCGUGCGCCGAUUCUUGGAGCGUGCGAAUGCCGUCGCUGAGAAGGCUGAAGAAGGUGAUGCGGGCAGUACCCUCACGGGCUGCGACGCCCCGAGAAGAGUGAUGGCAGUUUUGGUACCGGCCUUCUCUUACGCGCAUGAGGAAGACGAGAAGAGUGUGUCGCGCGUUGCCGGCGACGACGGCGUCGCUGCCUGCAUACGUGUGGAUAGCGAAGCACAACGGCAUGAUGUGCAGCGACUUCUGGAUGCACACGCCUUCGACUACGGCACCGUGCAGAGAGGGCAUGCCAGGUACGUUUCUCUCGAAGGUCUGGACCGCAGCGUCUCUUCGGCGGACGAGCACGUCGCCUUGGGGAGUCGCUUCUGGCCUCGCAUCUUUCGGUCGAGUUUCCUCUACGUGGCAAAGAUAUGGAAGAAGCCCCUAGACGUCGCGGUAUCGGUGAAGGAUGGAAGCGGCGGCAUGGGGAAUGACAAGUAA
This is a messenger RNA of Leishmania braziliensis MHOM/BR/75/M2904, 2250 nucleotides long. RefSeq lists its product as hypothetical. Gene Ontology annotation, biological process: RNA methylation. The transcript has a single exon. Gene Ontology annotation, molecular function: methyltransferase activity. Lineage: Eukaryota; Euglenozoa; Kinetoplastea; Trypanosomatida; Trypanosomatidae. The coding region runs from base 1 to 2250 and encodes 749 amino acids. The record is from RefSeq and is a predicted model, not a curated record.